Tigriopus californicus is the source of this 1272-nucleotide messenger RNA. RefSeq lists its product as uncharacterized. The record is from RefSeq and is a predicted model, not a curated record. The coding region runs from base 168 to 1223 and encodes 351 amino acids. The transcript is spliced from 2 exons. NCBI's taxonomy places the organism in Eukaryota, Metazoa, Arthropoda, Copepoda, Harpacticoida, Harpacticidae.
UGCUCGAGAUUACCUCGGGAUGCAAUUCAUUCUCCAUCUCGGUUCUUUCGGCGUUUUUCCCGAGCUGAGCAUUUCGUCGUCCUGACAACAACACUACAUAAUAUAUAGUCAAAUUGUUCAGAGCCCCAGCAAUCAGCAAUAAGCUGCGGCAUCGGCCAGAUCCCGAAAUGGCUCGUAAAUGUUGCGUACCUGGAUGCCGGAGUGGUUAUGUCAAACGCCAGACCAGUGAGGAAUCCCAGGCUCCAUCCGGCCCUUCCUCCUCGUCCACGGGCUCUCGUCCUUCUAAUUCCAGGGUCCUCAAGCGAAUCAAAGUCAAAGCCGAAAUGGACGGGAGUGUUUCCCCCACACUAUCCCUAUCCUCCUCCUCCUCCUCCUCCUCCUCUUCCUCUUCCCCCUCUUCCCUAUGCUCCUCCUCCUCCUCCUCCUCACGCUCUGCCUCGCCUUCCGUCCAAGAUCCCCUUGAGUCGUCGACGGGCGAGGCUUCCGAAUCGCAAACCAUGCAACCUUCGAUGUUUGGUUUCCCGUUGAAGGAUCCGGAGUUGCUGCAACAUUGGGUGGAUGCCAUUCCGUUUACCAAACCGUACCAACCCUCACAGUUUUCGAGCAUUUGCUCGCUGCAUUUCUCGUCCGAAGACCUCACGCACUGCAGCCUCGAUUCCAAUGGUUAUCGACGGAAACGAAAAGCCAAUGCCCAUCGAAUACGACGCUUUCCUAAUUCCAUUCCAUCGUUGUUCCCCGAUACUCCGGGAUAUCGCCCGCCAUUUGUGGAAAGACCGAAGCGGGGGCCUCGGAAAGCCAAAGUCGAACCCCCUGCUCCAGCCGCGACCUUGUUCCCGGGGCUGACCAUGGCCGAAAAUACCAUCCAUGAUUUAGACUCAAUCCGCAAUGGAGUGGACAAAAUCAGCCAUCUGCCCGAGGGCAUGUCAUUCGUGGAUCGUCACGACCACUUGCUUUUCGUUCGUUUCACGGGUCGACCUCCUUGGCGAGUGGCGUUCUACUUGCAGAUCAAUACGGACCUGACCUUUUCCGCCGUGGUGAAAAACGUGCACAUCAAGUCCAACCAAUACGCUCACUUGGCUGGUAAAACCAUCCAAUACUUCUCCAUUCUCUCGGAACUUUUGGUUUUCUUGAACCACGAAUACAAAGGAUUGCCCGUCCCCAAAGAGUUAAAGAAAGAAGCCAUCCCGAUUUGGCCACAGACAAGCAAGAGUGAGAUGGAAUGAUGGGCAAGGAGUUUCUUACAUGAAUAUAUCUAUUUAUUUCUAUCAACAA